Molecule: messenger RNA, 2081 nt
Organism: Prorocentrum cordatum
Lineage: Eukaryota; Dinophyceae; Prorocentrales; Prorocentraceae
Source: the annotation of a GenBank genome assembly
GCGGACGUUUGCGAGUAGGCACUUUGCGAGUGGUGGUGCCCGUUCGGUGGCCAUCCAAUGCAAGCAGACGACGAGGAGAAGGAGGAAGCGGAGGAGGAGGAGGAGGAGGAGGAGGAGGAGGAGGAGGAGGGGGCCGUGGCUUCUACAGCAGGCACGUCAGCUAACACACCUCGGGCCACUGCACGACACGCCGUGGAGACGCCCUGGCCGGCCUCCUGGACCAUAUGCCGAGGAAACGCCGGGCCCCAACAAAAACAAACGAGCGGGCGCCUCCGAAUUCUUGCCGUCGCCGCCGCGGGUGCGCGGGGGGAGGGCGACGCGCCGAAAGGAGGUGGGCGACGAUCCAAAACGGGCCAUGCGCGAGACGGCACAGCGCCCUGUUGGCGGUGGCUCACGCGGGCCGCCAGCGCGGCACGCUGCCCAGGGCUCUCCCGCGCGGCCCUGCGUGAGCUGCGCGCGGAGCAGCUCACGCGCGACUGUCGGCGCAGUUGGGCCCGCUUUGCCUCGCGUCGCCCGGGUGGAGGAGGCGGGGCCAGCAGGGCCGGAAGGGCGCGGUGAGGACCCGGAGCGGGCGAGGGCUGGCGCGCAGCUAGGCGCUGGUCGCAAUCCUCGACUGGCUGGCCAAGACCCGGACGCCGAGCUCCGCGGAGUCGCCCGCCCUGCUGCGGCCCCGCGGCAGGCUCGCGAGGGCGGGUGCCUUGGAGAGCGCGCCCGCCCUGGGCAACCUCUGCGGGGAGGGCGCCCUCGGCGGCGAGGGCUCCCGCGACGCACUCCGCGACGGUGACCCCCGCGAGAGGGUGCCAUGCGCGUGGCCUUCGGCCUCUCCCCAGCCGCGCCCAGCGGGCAGGUAGGACUGCUGCCCGGCGGGUGCCUUCCAGUCUCCCGCUGUGUGCCUGCGCCAGGCUUCGCUCCACUCUGGCCACGUCGCCGCGUCCAUGGUGGACGUCGAGCCCACGGUGGACCCGCGCAGCUGCUGCUGCUGCUGGUCUCGCAGCCACGGCGGCACCGGGGAGAGGCCAGCAGGGGCCGUGACGCCAAACGAAGCAUGGUCCACCAUCUCCGCAGUCGGCAACGCCGCGGCUGGCCCCGCUGCGGCGCCACGCGUGUGCGCGCCCUGCGGCAGUGGUUCCAGCGCCACACUGGACAGUCGCCCCUGGCUCGCGACGUCGGCUCUGGGCAACCAGUGCGUGGUGUUUGGCCUCGGUCCGAUGUAGGACCCCUCUGGCGGCCCUGGUGGUGCUGCAGCCCGCUGCUGCGACGGCGGAGGCUGCGGAGCCUCCAGGUUUGCCUCGCCCGCUGGCGCGGAGGCAAGCGCCCUCCCCCGGGGACGGGCGGCGGCCCCUGCUUCGGCCGCGAACACGGAGGCGGGUGCGGUUCUUAUCAGCGGGAGAGAGUCUCGUCGCAAUGGCAUCGUGGCCGAGGCGCUGCCGACACGCGCGCCCCAGCCAGUUGGGGCCGCUCCCCUCAGCGCGGGAGUGCUGUGCGACGGCGGGAGCGGCUGCACGCCUGGACCCGGGUGCUCCCCUCUCGAAACCAGGGCCUGCCUCGCAACGCCGGUGCUGCCUGCUGGGGGCCCCCCAACGGCCUGCAGGUCGUCCACGCCGCCCUGCGCCGACUGCGGGCUGGCAUCUGGCUGGCUCGCCGCGGUCGAGGACGGGCGCGGAGACAGGGACCUGACGGUCAAGGCUUGACUCCCAAUGGUGUCUGGGCGCCGCUUCCAGGGCGGCACCGUGUCCAGCCCGGCGGAGUUCGGCACAAGCGGAGACGGCGCCCGCUGCUGCAUGCCCCCGUCUGCCGUGGGGAUGCGCUCGACGACAAGCUCCUGCGGGACGUCAGGGCCCACGGGCUCGCCCCGGCCGCCUCGGGGGCUCAGGGUGGUACGGGCGCGGCCCAGCUCGGGGGUGCCGUGCUGCCCGCGGGGGAGGAGCACCUGAGCGCCAACGCGGCGGCCGUCGACGUCGCCGAGGUGGUCCACGUCGACGCUCGAUGCCUGCGCGCGGGCGUCGGAGCCCGCGGCGGCGUUGGUGCGGCCGCCCUCGGGGCCCGCGGGGGCGCCCCCUGGGCCGCCCGCGGGCGGCGGC